This is a messenger RNA of Paramecium sonneborni, 748 nucleotides long. The record is from the annotation of a GenBank genome assembly. Lineage: Eukaryota; Ciliophora; Oligohymenophorea; Peniculida; Parameciidae.
AUGUAUUUUAUAAUUGGUAUUAUUGUGCUAAUCUUAGCUACAGCAUUUUUAAUAAUAUCCAGAAGAAAAUCUGGAGGUUAGACAGUUAAUGCUGAUAACUCAGUAAUUUUUAUUGUUGGGGAUAAAAACGCAGGAAAAACUUCCCUUUUGUAUUGUGUAAUAAUUAUAUAUAUGAAUAGCUUUCAAAUUAAAAUUCGUCAAUAUAAACAACUAAUUCAAUUGAGCCUAAUUAAACAGAAUUAGUAAAGCCAAAUAAUUAAGGUGUUAUAGUUGUAGAUGUCCCUGGGAAUAAUUAUCAAAAGGAAUAGUUUUUGAAUAAAAUAUAAGAAGCUAAGAAAAUAAUAUUAGUUACUGAUUCAUCUGAGACUUCUUAAAUUGGAGCCACAGCAGCUAUACUAUAUAACAUUUUAAUUUCAAUUCCAUUUUAAAAAUCAAAAAUUCCAAUUUUGAUAGUAUUAAACAAAUAGGAUAAAGAGAAAGCAUAUAAGGCUCCUGAUUUUGAGAUGUUUUUAUCAAGGGAAAUGUAAUUUAUAAAUUUAUUUUUUAAGAGAAAAAAUAAAAAAAUCAAGAAAAGCAGUUUAAGAAUAAAGAGAGAAUACGAAUGAUAGAAUAAGAGUAGCAUAUAAAUUUAUUUAAUUAGUUUUAAGAGAAUUAAUUUGAUAUCAAUGAUUUUCCAACCAUUAAAAUAGUUGAACAAAGUGUUAAAGAUUGUAAUAUUUAAGAGGUCUAAAAGUUUAUAUUUAAUUGA